AUGUCUAGAUUCGGAGUCAAAUCUAUCUCUCUCCCGCGGUUGUUAAACAGGCGCAUUCUGUUAUUCCUCUGCGCGGUAGUGUUUUUGUACGUGCUGCGCCUGUUUUAUCUGUCCGAUGGUUCGGAACUGCAGCUACAGCUGGGGAAAGGUGAAGAAAAUGUAAAAGAAGAGGAAAAUAGACCAUCGAUACCCUGGGGACCAGAAACCAUCUCCUUCGACCCCCCACGACCCGCAUACCUCGACACGCCUCUCGUGGAGCCAAUGGUCAUACGUCUUGCUAUCAUCUCGCAUGUCUUUGAAUUCGAGCGCCGGCAGGUCCUGCGUGACACCGUGCUACGUGGAGUACCAGAGAGCGACGUUCAUAUCGAAUACAAAUUCAUCAUCGGGAACCCGAAGGAGGGGUUGGGAAAUUGGACGACGUGGUUGCAGCGAACGAAGGAGGAUUGGGUGUAUGGUGAUGUGCAUACGGUGCCGGUGACGGAUAUUCCGGAGAGGCUGUCAGAAAAGCGCUUUGGUGCGUUGAAGUGGGCCGACAGUGUCCCACAUACAGAAUACGACUACUCGAUGACCAUGGACUCGGACACCUUCUGUCGUUUCCAAGCCCUCGCGCGGCGGAUCACUCACACCCAGCCAAAGCUGGCACCGCGCACCCAACCCAUCCUCAUCGGGCGCAUGGGCGACCAUGUCACAUACUUCAAAAACACUGUCCCAGAUGGAAACAUAAACGAGAAGGACGAGGACGACUAUGUCAGGGGCCCAUGGUAUCCAUACCCUCUAGGUAUUGGGUACAUGCUGAGCUCGAAUAUCACGCACACGCUCAUGAACAUCUCCCCUCCCCUCCCGCACCACGUUAUCUACCCCUCUGACGACGUCAUGAUUGGUUCCUGGAUAGCGGGACUACGCAACUUCCACGACCCCACGAUUAAAUUUGAGACGACGGAGCGCUCGUCGAACCCACCACCACUGACGCCCGUGAAGCCGACGCCAUAUUUGCCUUACCGGAUAGAUACGGAGGUGGUGAACGACGUAAACGGAUGGCAUGAUAUCAAAAGCGCACGGGAAAGUGGUACUGAGGGACGAAUUGGCUGGGAGACGGUGUGUGUGCAUCGAAUGAAGGCUCCCGAGAUGAGGGCUCUGAGGGCGAGGGAAGAGCUGAAGGGCGAAUGGGAGGAUGUGAUUGUCAAAAAACAACAGGUGUACUGA
Psilocybe cubensis is the source of this 1203-nucleotide messenger RNA. RefSeq lists its product as uncharacterized. Gene Ontology annotation, molecular function: hexosyltransferase activity. Gene Ontology annotation, cellular component: membrane. The transcript is spliced from 3 exons. NCBI's taxonomy places the organism in Eukaryota, Fungi, Basidiomycota, Agaricomycetes, Agaricales, Agrocybaceae. The record is from RefSeq and is a predicted model, not a curated record. The coding region runs from base 1 to 1203 and encodes 400 amino acids.